This is a messenger RNA of Malassezia restricta, 4191 nucleotides long. Its product is annotated as DNA-directed RNA polymerase III subunit RPC1. Gene Ontology annotation, biological process: DNA-templated transcription. The transcript has a single exon. Lineage: Eukaryota; Fungi; Basidiomycota; Malasseziomycetes; Malasseziales; Malasseziaceae. Gene Ontology annotation, molecular function: DNA-directed RNA polymerase activity; DNA binding. The coding region runs from base 1 to 4191 and encodes 1396 amino acids. The record is from RefSeq and is a predicted model, not a curated record.
AUGAAAGAGCUCGUCGUGCAGGAUGCACCCAAGAAAAUCAAGAGCAUCCAGUUUGGCGUCAUGUCCAAGCAAGAGAUUGUCAACCUGGCCGAGCUCGAAGUGGUCACACGCGACAUAUACAACUUGCCUGAUCGGCAGCCACGAGUAGGCGGUGUACUAGACCGGCGCAUGGGUGUGAGCGACAAAGUGAGCACCUGUGAGACAUGUGGUCACCGCAUGGCUGACUGUGUGGGCCAUUAUGGCUACAUCAAGUUGGUCCUGCCCGUGUUCCACGUCGGUUUCUUCAAGCACAUUGUGAGUAUUCUCCAGAUGGUGUGCAAGUCGUGUUCACGCAUCUUGCUCGAGGAGCCAGAUCGCCGUCGUUUUCUCCGUCGCUUCCGUCGGCCAGGCCUCGAGAACUUGCAGCGCACCCAGACAUUCAAGGCCGUGAAUACAGCGGCGCGCAAAGUCCUCUACUGCCCACACUGUGGCUCGACCAACGGCACGGUGAAAAAGGCAGGCGUGCUCAAGAUCGUCCACGAGAAGUUUCGACAGAAAAAGACCGAAGAAGAGCAGCUGGAUUUCCGCAAGACGUUUACGACCGCCGUCCAAAUGGGUCACGGCGAAUUGGCGCCUCACCUGAACAAGGCACAGGAAGACUUGAAUCCACUGCGCGUACUCGACUUGUUCCGCCGCAUCUCUGACGAGGACUGCGAGCUGCUCGGACUCAAACCGCAGUUCGGCCGCCCAGAGGAGUAUAUCUGGCAGUAUAUCUGCGUGCCGCCCGUGUGCAUUCGCCCUAGCGUGGCUCAGGAUGGCGCCACCAACGAAGACGAUCUCACCGUGAAACUGACCGAGAUUGUCUUUACGAACAAUAUCAUCAAGUCUGGUCUGACCAAAGGCAGCAAAGGCACGACGACCGCCCAGCUGGUGGAACAAUGGGACUUUCUUCAGCUCAGUGUGGCUCUGUACAUCAACUCGGAAAUGCCCGGCGUACCGCCGAUGAGUGGGCACAAGCCCAUACGUGGCUUUUGCCAGCGCCUCAAGGGUAAGCAGGGUCGGUUCCGCGGUAACUUGAGCGGCAAGCGUGUCGAUUUCUCUGGCCGAACCGUCAUUUCGCCCGAUCCGAACCUGGCCAUCGAUGAAAUCGCUGUGCCGGAACGCGUCGCCAAGAUUCUCACAUAUCCAGAACGUGUCUUUGCGCAUAAUAUUGAAUCCAUGCGCGCGGCUGUGCGCAACGGGACAGAUACACAUCCAGGCGCCAACUACCACGUCAACGGUCGUGAUGGUUUUAAGCGCUUUCUCAAGUUCCCUGGCAUGCGGGACGACAUUGCUGCCAACCUCUGUGUCGGAGACAUUGUCGAAAGACAUAUACGCGAUGGCGAUAUCGUGUUGUUCAAUCGUCAGCCGAGUCUACACAAGCUCUCGAUCAUGUGCCACCGCGUCAAGGUCCGGCCAUGGCGAACAUUCCGUCUGAACGAAUGUGUGUGCAACCCAUACAAUGCCGACUUUGAUGGUGACGAAAUGAACAUGCAUGUACCUCAGACGGAAGAGGCGCGGACAGAGGCGCUCACGCUUAUGGGUGUCCGGCACAAUCUCGUAACGCCACGGAACGGAGAGCCCAUCAUUGCUGCAAUCCAGGACUUCAUCACUGCUUCUUACCUUAUAUCUCGUCGCGACCGCUUCUUUACUCGCGCACAGUUUGUACAGUUAUGCUCGUACUUUGGUGACGCUACACUGCACAUUGAUAUCCCGCCCCCGGCCAUCCAGAAACCAGUGCGUCUUUGGACGGGCAAGCAGCUAUUCAGUACGCUCAUCCGCCCGAGCAAGUCUUCGUCGGUGCUCGUCAACCUAGAAGCCCGAUGUCGCACGUUUGAAAAGCCGCGUGAUGGCCAUCCCAAGGAAAUGUCGCCCAACGACGGCUACCUUGUCAUCCAAAACAGCGAAGUACUGUGUGGUGUCAUGGAUAAAGCCACGGUCGGCGAUGGUAACAAGCAUUCUGUAUUCGGUGUGAUUUUGCGCGACUAUGGACCAGAUGCCACUGUGGCUGCUAUGAACCGCCUCGCCAAAACAUGCGCUCGAUGGCUCUGUAACCAAGGCUUCUCUCUCGGUAUCGGUGAUGUCACACCGGGCGAUCGACUGCGUAAGACCAAAGACCAGCACGUGGAGGAAGCGUAUCGCCAAUGCUCGGAUCUUAUCGACAUGGCUAAGCGCGGCAAGCUUGAAAACUUGCCCGGUUGCAAUCAGGAGCAGACGCUCGAAAGCAAGAUUUCAGGUGUCCUUUCAAGUGUGCGCAGUGAUGUCGGUGAAAUUUGCAUGACAGAGCUGAGCCGGCACAAUGCGGCCCUUCUCAUGUCCGUUUGCGGCUCCAAAGGAUCCAAGAUCAAUGUGGCCCAAAUGGUCGCGUGUGUCGGACAACAAAUCAUCUCUGGAUCUCGAGUCCCGAAUGGAUUCCAAGACCGCUCGCUACCGCAUUUCCCCAAGAAAUCUAAGGAUCCCCCAUCGAAAGGGUUCGUACGCAACAGCUUUUUCUCAGGCCUGGAGCCUACCGAGUUCCUGUUUCAUGCUAUUAGUGGGCGUGAGGGUCUGGUAGAUACAGCCGUCAAGACCGCUGAAACGGGUUACAUGCAGCGGCGACUGAUGAAAGCGCUCGAAGACCUGUCGACUCACUACGAUUUCUCCGUUCGCAAUUCCGAAGGCGGUGUCGUGCAGUUCCUUUAUGGCGACGACGGAUUGGAUCCUGCUGAACUCGAGGGCAAUGCUCUUCCAGUUGAAUACCAUCGCACUUUCCUUCAUGCUGCUGCAAAAACGGCUGAUAUACCCAGCCGCUACCUUCUGCCAUACGAAGUCAUGGACAUGGUCGAUGAGGCACUCUCUGAAGAUCGAUUCCAGCGCCUCUGUACUGCCAAGUAUAUCGAGCAGGUGCGCGACUUUUGCCAAGAUAAAAUCGCGAAACACAUGGCUCGUACGCGUGAAGUGUACGGCAUGUACCCGGCAUUGACUCGCGAUGGCGACUUUGAUGCUGACACAGACUUGUCUUUGGGCGCUGAUGAGGCCCAGCGUGCUAUCGUGGAAAAUAAAGCGCGUGUCUCCGAGGCGACUAUCCGCGAGUUCUUGUAUUUGUGCUGGGAAAAGUACAUGCGCGCUAAGAUCGAGCCUGGCUCAGCAGUGGGUGCAGUGGGUGCUCAGUCGAUUGGUGAGCCUGGUACUCAAAUGACUCUGAAGACCUUCCACUUUGCUGGUGUCGCAUCCAUGAAUGUGACGCUGGGUGUACCACGUAUCAAGGAGAUCAUCAAUGCUGCCAAAGCUAUCAAUACGCCGAUUAUUGCAGCCAAGCUUGUGAGUGAGAAGAAUGAACGGGCAGCUCGUAUCGUGAAAGGUCGCAUAGAAAAGACCUAUUUGGGCGAUAUCGCAUCAGUCAUCGAAGAGGUUUGGGCUGGAAAUUAUACAUAUCUAGGUGUGCAAAUUGACAUGGACGCCAUCCAAAAACUGCAGUUGGAAGUUACCCUGGACGACAUAAAGCGCGCCAUUGUGAACAUGCCUCGCAUGAAGAUCAAAGAGGAACGCGUAAUCGUACAGCCAAACCAGAACGCUUUGCACAUUUAUAUCCACUCAGAUGACAAGGAGAAGGAUGUUUACUACUCCCUCAAACAUCUCAAGCGGCAGCUUCCCAAAGUCGUUAUCAAGGGCAUUCCGAAUGCAAGCCGUGCUGUAAUCAGCGAUGAAAAGAACGAACGAAAGCUUUUAGUUGAAGGCUACGGUCUGCGCGAAGUCAUGACUACAGAAGGUGUGGUGGGAACACAAACAUAUACGAACCACGUGAUGGAAAUGCAACAAGUAUUAGGUAUUGAGGCCGCUCGUAACUCUAUCUACCGUGAAAUCGACUACACUAUGGCCAGUCACGGUAUGUCCAUUGAUCCCCGUCACGUCAUGCUCUUGGCCGAUGUCAUGACGUACAAAGGUGAAGUUUUGGGUAUCACAAGGUUCGGCGUGGCAAAAAUGAAGGAUUCAGUCCUUAUGCUUGCGUCAUUCGAGAAAACCACCGAUCACUUGUUCGACGCUGCGCUAUAUGGAAAAUCUGACUCUAUCGCUGGCGUAAGUGAGUGUAUUAUCAUGGGUAAUCCUGCGCAGACAGUCGGUACAGGUAUGCCGGCUCUUGUCUGUCCUGCGCCCUCGCUUCCUCCACGGCGCCCCUUGGUGUUCGAUCAAUAG